Messenger RNA from Cyclopterus lumpus (lumpfish), 1059 nucleotides. Its product is annotated as rhodopsin. Gene Ontology annotation, molecular function: G protein-coupled receptor activity. NCBI's taxonomy places the organism in Eukaryota, Metazoa, Chordata, Actinopteri, Perciformes, Cyclopteridae. The transcript has a single exon. The coding region runs from base 1 to 1059 and encodes 352 amino acids. The record is from RefSeq and is a predicted model, not a curated record. Gene Ontology annotation, biological process: G protein-coupled receptor signaling pathway; phototransduction; visual perception. Gene Ontology annotation, cellular component: photoreceptor outer segment; membrane.
AUGAACGGCACCGAGGGACCUUAUUUCUACAUCCCUAUGCUAAACACCACCGGCAUUGUCCGGAAUCCUUAUGAAUACCCUCAGUACUACCUUGUCAACCCGGCGGCCUACGCCGCCCUGGGCGCCUACAUGUUCCUGCUCAUCCUCGUGGGCUUCCCGGUCAACUUCCUCACCCUGUACGUCACCCUCGAACACAAGAAGCUGCGGACCCCUCUAAACUACAUCCUGCUGAACCUCGCGGUGGCCGACCUCUUCAUGGUGCUGGGAGGGUUCACCACGACCAUGUACACCUCCAUGCAUGGCUACUUCGUGCUCGGGCGCCUCGGAUGCAACGUGGAAGGAUUCUUCGCCACCCUGGGCGGCGAGAUCGCCCUCUGGUCGCUGGUCGUCCUGGCUAUCGAAAGGUGGAUAGUCGUCUGCAAGCCCAUCAGCAACUUCCGCUUCACCGAGGAUCACGCCAUCAUGGGUCUGGGCUUCUCCUGGGUCAUGGCGUCGGCUUGCGCCGUGCCCCCUCUUGUGGGCUGGUCCCGUUACAUCCCCGAGGGCAUGCAGUGCUCGUGCGGAAUCGACUACUACACGCGCGCCGAGGGUUUCAACAACGAAUCCUUCGUCAUCUACAUGUUCACCUGCCACUUCCUCAUCCCGCUGGUUGUCAUUUUCUUCUGCUACGGACGCCUGCUUUGCGCCGUCAAGGAGGCCGCCGCCGCCCAGCAGGAGUCCGAGACCACCCAGAGGGCCGAGAGGGAGGUCAGCCGCAUGGUCGUGAUCAUGGUCAUCGGCUUCCUGGUGUGUUGGCUGCCGUACGCCAGCGUGGCCUGGUGGAUCUUCUGCAACCAGGGGGCCGAGUUCGGACCGGUCUUCAUGACCAUCCCGGCCUUCUUUGCCAAGAGUUCCUCCAUCUACAACCCGUUGAUCUACAUCUGCAUGAACAAGCAGUUCCGCCACUGCAUGAUCACCACCUUGUGCUGCGGGAAGAACCCCUUUGAGGAGGAGGAGGGAGCGUCCUCCACGAAGACCGAGGCCUCCUCCGUCUCCACCAGCUCCGUGUCUCCUGCCUAA